Messenger RNA from Symbiodinium sp. CCMP2592, 2976 nucleotides. NCBI's taxonomy places the organism in Eukaryota, Dinophyceae, Suessiales, Symbiodiniaceae. The record is from the annotation of a GenBank genome assembly.
AUGACAGGGCGAACCCGAGGAGUCGCAAACUCCGACCUCGGCACGGAUCUACUGGGGCUGCAGCACAGCGCUACCCGCCCUAAAGCCGGCGGCCCCGUCCACAUCCCCGUGCCGAACGCCUUCGACCCCGACAUCGACGACUCCGCGCCUUCCCGCAGACCGGGUGACAUGACCGUGGAUUAUGACGGCGGCCACGCGGCAACCAAGCGGCCACCCGAGGCCACCGAGGUGCCCUCGCCUACCCGGCCACGAGGGGAGCCCAGGGGAGUGACGCUCGACGACAUCCGGGACCUCCUCAAUCUCCAGACUCAGCAGCUUCAGGACAGCCACCAGCAAGACUUGCUGGACUUGAAGACAGCCACAUUCAAAGAAAUCGGGACCCUCAAGAAGGACGUACGCAAGCAAGGCGACCAUAUCGAACAACUCCGGGACCAGCAAGAACGAAUGGAAUCGCGCCUCAGAGCCUUGGAAGAUAAAGAUCACGCGGUGCCUUCUACUGCAGCAUCGGAUCCAGGACGCCCCAACCUCCUCAUCUUGGCUGGGUGGCCGCAGGACACGCCCAAAGCCGAUUUGCUGUCUGAGCUCACCAAUUGCCUCCAGCAGCUGGGCCUCGGCGACUCGUUCGAGGAGAUCUUCUGUACGGGACCCCGCCGUGGCUUUGCCAUGGCGUUCCUCAAGAUGGACCCCAAUGAGACGGGAGGCGACAGCAUGGAGCCGGGCAAGACAUUGCGAGCCACCUUGGGCAAAAGCCGCGAGGAAAGGCUGGUGAGCAACCACACCGCUAAGACAAAACGCCUGAUCCUAACGAUCAAUGCAGCACUCAAGCCAUUCUUGGAGACGGAAUACUCGGCCGGCAAUGUGUGGUGCAAGGACGAGCACCACGUAGCUGGAUCGACCUUCCAACACUCAGCACGCUAUUGCGUACUCCCACCGAUGAGCUGGACCGCCAAUGGCGGGAGAACACCUCCCCGAGCACCGGACGAAGCCUCUGGUCAAAGACCGACGCUGAUCCCGAAGACAUUUUCGGAGCCUGGCACGGCUGCUAGCUCUACAACGGCCGAGCAGGGAGCCGCACAGCAAUUCCAAACUUGCAACCAUGGCACCGAGACGGCUGCCUCCACCCUCAGCACUGAUCCGACCCCGGACACACGGGGACAGUACGAGCCCAUUCAUUUCUCCAGCUGGAACAUAGGGGGCACCAGCGUCGAAGACGCGAUUAAGUCUACCCGACUGGCGGCAGACAGGAAAUGCCCCGAAGGCCGAUUGGAUGGCACAGCGAGAUUGUGGGGGGACCUUACCGUGGUUCAGUACCGCCACGACGACACGCAGUGGCGGGGCAACGCUGUGGCCUUCUCCCCAGCGUUCCAGAUACUAAGGCGCAGAGGGGGCAAAUUCGGAAUCUGGUUAAGACUUCGCCACCUCCCUACGGCAAACGAGCUAUGGGUGGGAAGCCACAGACUCAGUACCGGAGUCACCAGCGAUGUCACAGCCGACGAAUUGCAGAACAUGUGCUCCUUACUUCCACCUACCCUGCUUCCUGUCAUCCUGAUGGGCGACUGGAACACCCAGCUCAAGUGGAGCCGGGUCUCAGGUAACAGGGCGGACCUUCGACCGACUGAGGCCAGAUCGGAGUACCUUCUGUCACAACUAGGAGCGGGCGGUAUGGUGAUGCAAGCCCCGGCCCAAGACCAGUGGGACGUAAGGCUGGACCCAGUUCGCAUCCAUGUUGAUAGCUACAAGCAAAUCAUCAAGGGCGAUCACGAACGCAUCUCCACACAGGUAGUCAUCAAACAACCCCCACGACUAGACCAUGUCGACCAGAACGUCCUUCAGCAACUGGCCACCGCCUGCACAAAACCAAAACCCAGCGAGCGAUACCGGGACCCGCCGGCAGUGAAAGAGCUCUACCGCAUAGCAAAAACGCUUGGAACCGAAGACGACUGGAAGAAGGCCCACAAAGCCAGGCGCCAGGCGCAAGUGCAAUGGAGAACAGCCAAAACAGAGAAGGCUGCAGCGGGCAACUGGAGGGACUACCGAGACCUCAAAACCAAGGGAGGCACAGAGUGGACUGUGCAUUACGUCCAGGCAGCAGAAGACCAAGGAAAGGACCCCAAGCGCUGGACCAUCAUGCACUUUAAGGCACUCUUUGAGCAACCCGCCCCCAGGAACCCUCCCAAGUGGACUAAGGACGUCGACUCAGGUGAACACUUCAGUAUCGAGGAACUAAAGCAAGCUCUGCAGCGAGGACGAAGGAACAAAGCUGUGGGAGAGGACCUGGUCUCCUAUGAACUGAUCAGCGUCUUGUGCGAGGACGAGGGCACAGAACAUGCAUUCCUGCAAUGGAUGGAACGCCUACGAUGCGGCCAAGAACUUCCCCAGGAGUGGCUUCGAACGGUGGUGACCCUACUGCCGAAAACCGAGCAGCCACGGGGCCCUGGAGACCUGCGGCCUAUCAGCGUGGGCGAAAUACCGCAAGGCAGGGGAAUACGCCAGGGAGCGGUCGAAAGCCCGUUUCUCUUUGCCAUCGCCAUUGAGACAGCGCUUUACGAUGCCAUCAAUCAACCCGCCUGGCCAAAGAUCAUUCCGGCCGCCCCAGACCUCCCGCUGGCUGAACUGCUGUUCAUGGACGACACGCUCAUGGCGGCAGCAUCGCCAACCGACAUGGUCAAGAAGUACGACCUCCUACGGACCGAACUUAACAAGUGGGGACUCACGGUGAACCCGGAAAAGACAGCAUACUACUGCUCACCGUACUCCACGAUGAAGGGACCGAUCCAGCUCGAGGGCAAGACGAUCCAACCGGGUGACAGCCUCACAGUGUUUGGCAUCCCACUCAGUGUACCCUUCAAACCCACUGCUAUCAUGGACACAGCUAUUUCCAAAGCAUCUAAGAAAUUCUUUGCUAACAAACAUGUGUUCUUGGCCGAAGCGCCGAAGCACCACUCAGAAGCAAACUCAAGAUGUUUCGGUCGAUAG